Molecule: messenger RNA, 264 nt
Organism: Porites lobata
Lineage: Eukaryota; Metazoa; Cnidaria; Anthozoa; Scleractinia; Poritidae
Source: the annotation of a GenBank genome assembly
UGUUCCUGUGGAAACUGCAGCCGUGUUGUUCUUCAGAAUUUGAGCGAGUGCUACUGCUGCCAGGAGCCAGAUGGUUGCAAAGAAGCCACGUGUAGCUAAAGAGUUCUUGAAGAUAUUCAACCCGAAACGGCCUUAAGGUGUAUCACACAACAUCCUGGUUUUGGUCCUGUCUGCCUUCAAAAGUGGAGCUUACGUAUGGCUGGCGAACGUGUCAAGACCAAAGUCAAACAGAGAUAUAGACAAACUGGAUCCGAAGAACGGUGA